Molecule: messenger RNA, 1023 nt
Organism: Dreissena polymorpha
Lineage: Eukaryota; Metazoa; Mollusca; Bivalvia; Myida; Dreissenidae
Product: thyrotropin-releasing hormone receptor-like
Exons: 2
Coding region: 1-1023 (340 amino acids)
Biological process (GO): G protein-coupled receptor signaling pathway
Cellular component (GO): plasma membrane
Molecular function (GO): G protein-coupled receptor activity
Source: RefSeq, a predicted model, not a curated record
AUGUCCAGCCUAAACGAAACAGUUAACACGACAAUGCAACACAGCAACGCAACAUCGGAGGUCGCUAACGCGUUAACAUGGAUAAACGCCGUCAGGGGCAUGCGUCAGGUGGGAAUCCCGGUGAUAAUAUUCAUUGGAUUCUGUGGAAACGCCCUGUCACUCGUAGUGUUCUCAAAGAAACGAAUGCGCCGUACCACAUGUUCCGUAUUUUUAACCACCCUUGCCAUAGUAGACAACACAUUUCUCCUCGCGUUACUUGCGUCAUGGAUUGAUAACGAAGUGCACAAUAUAUUUACAACAUCAAUAGCGUGCAAAAUGUUUAUAUAUGUGACAUACGUGACGUGUUUUCUCAGUGUGUGGUGCGUCGUUGGAUUUUCAUGUGAACGCUACAUCGCCAUUUGCUUUCCUCUUAAGCAGAGGUUCAUGUGUAGCGUAAUACGAGAAAAGUUAACAAUUUUAGGUCUGGGUAUUUGUGCAUGUCUUCUUUAUAUAUUCAGUUUUUGGACAUCCGGUGUCCAAAAGUGGAAUCAACAAUGGAAGUGCGUGUACAGGCAUGAGUAUAUUGAUUUAAUGAAUGUUGUAACUUGGAUGGAUACCGUUUUAACAAUGGUUGUUCCUUUUACUGUCAUUGUUAUUGUUAACACAUUAGUUCUCCGAACAAUGCUUCACACCUCAAAACAAAGGGUGUUUGGUGAAGGACUGAUUUUGUCGCAUCACCAAAAAUCAUCAUCAAGUCCUAAAGCACCUAAAGCAAGUGAAUGCUUAUUGUCUCGUUGUUCUGAUUCUCAUGAUUACCGUCUCUCCAAAAACAGCUGUGCAAGAAAUAAACCAAUACAAAACAAAACUUUAUCAAUGCAGCAAACACGUGUGACCAGAACGUUAUUAUCCGUCUCAUUUACAUUUUUAAUACUCAAUCUUCCAUCACAUGCUAUGCGACUUUUCAAUCUAAUUGCAUCGUUAACGAGCAAUACACCCUUUGGAGAAGGGGGCUUGCGUAUACGGGAGCUUACCGGGUUUGAGUAA